Messenger RNA from Trichobilharzia szidati, 996 nucleotides. Lineage: Eukaryota; Metazoa; Platyhelminthes; Trematoda; Strigeidida; Schistosomatidae. The record is from the annotation of a GenBank genome assembly.
UCUAUAUGGCUUUGAAAGGCCUUUAGCUUACGUUUUCACACGUUGCACCGCGCUUUUCGCGAUGCUGCUGAGUGACCUUGUUGUUUAUUUGUUCACAUUAUUUAUUAGUGUUUAUGGUGAUGACAGAAAUUCCUGUGCACUUGCCGGCUUUACUCCCUUACUAAAAUGUUCGUCAUGUUUAGAAUUGAAGAAAUUCCAGUUGCAAAAGCUUGAGACAUCUUGUACUCAGUGCUGUGAAGAUGAAAAUCUGUCUGCUAUAUCCAAGAAAUAUGCUUUUGCUGAACUGGUGGCAUGUUCCUGAUCUUUGGAACGCUAUCCCCAAGUGCUCGCAUUCAUCGACAGUAAGGAGAGAAAGAAAAUGACCAACCUGAAAGUGGUAUACGAAAGAGGUCACAGACCUGCAGUUCGUAUGCUUAACGAAAAUCGGCAAGUACAAGAAGAAGUUCCAGUCGACACUUGGGAUAGCGAUACAAUAACUGAAUUCCUUAAUGAACGUCUAACGCAUUAGAAACAGCACAAUCAUUCUUUUAUUAUUCAUGGCCUAUCAUUUGCACUUGUGAUCUGUAUGAUGAUGCAUGAACUAAACUUCUUCCAUGAAAUGUUCUGCAUCUGAUGUUUGAUCCAAAGUGCUUAUGAUAUACAUUGUAUUAAUUUACAUCGUGUGCUGAUUCUUUCUGUAAAGUUUUCUUUUGCUGCCUUUUCUUCUUAUAUGCUAGAAAGUACUUUAUGCAUAAUUUUAUGUGCUUGUUUAAAAAACACCAUUGAAAAAGAUUUUAUACCAUAAUAUAUAGUAUUUUAUCGCUUAGCAUGAGGUAAACUUCAUGUCGUUUUUUAUUUGUUAUGGAUUUUAUUACGUUCAUUUAAAUAAAUGAUGAACAUUCUGUAAACUUUUAAGUCUGAAAGUAUUCUUUGAGUAAAAAUCUUUGUAUUAAAUUUAUUUUUGUUUUUGAGAGAGACCCCGCUUCGAUGAUUUUCAUAUUAUAAGCUCCUACUGCU